AUGUCACUCAAAAUUAAACCAAAAACUCUUCCAGAAGAUCAUCUUUCAUUGGCUCUGUCCUACAACAACAUCGGUCAAGUGUAUGACAACAUGGGUGACUACUCGAAAGCACUUGAGUUUUACGAAAAAGCACAUCAAAUCUUCGAAAAAGUUCUGCCUCCGAAUCAUCCCGAUUUGGCUCUGUCCUACAACAAUAUCGGUGGAGUGUAUAACAACAUGGGUGACUACUCGAAAGCACUUGAAUUUUACGAAAAAGCACAUAAAAUCUUCGACAAAGCUCUGCUUCCAAAUCAUCCCUCAUUGGCUACUUCCUACAAUAACAUCGGUCUCGUGUAUAACAACACGGGUGACUACUCGAAAGCACUUGAAUUUUACGAAAAAGCACAUCAAAUAAAAGAAAAAGCUCUACCUUCUACUCAUCCCGAUUUGGCUAUUUCUUACAACAACGUUGGUCAAGUGUAUAACAACAUGGGUGACUACUCGAAAGCACUUGAAUUUUACGAAAAAUCACAUAAAAUAAAAGAAAAAGCUCUGCCUCCAAAUCAUCCCGAUUUGGCUAUUUCCUACAACAACAUCGGUCAAGUGUAUUUCAACAUGGGUGACUACUCGAAAGCACUUGCAUAUUCUAAAAAGGACUUUGAAAUUACAAAACAAGUCCUGUCUGAGAAUCAUCCUGAUUUGGCUUUUCCAUAUAACUGGUUCGGAAAAAUUUAUCGCAGUAUGAAAGAUUACCCAAAAGCACUUGAUAAUUUCGAAAAGUGUCUCGCAAUAUGGAAAAAAGCCUUACGUGAUAAUCAUCCAUAUCUAGCUUUAACAUACAGUAAUAUUGGUGAUGUUCAUCGAUUAAUGGGUAAUUAUGAAGAGACACUUGCAUUUCAUCAAAAAGCAUUAAAUAUUCAAGAAAAUGUUCAAUGUAAUCCUCUGGAAUGUGCAACGACAUAUAUAAAUUUAGGUGAAAUUUAUCGUGAAAUGAAAGAUUAUUCAACGGCAUUGACAUAUUAUCAAAAAGGAUUAGAAAUACGUGAGAAGAAAUUACCAAAAAAUCAUCCUGAUUUAGCUGUUGUAUAUCAUAAUAUGGCAAAAUUAUAUUUGGCUACACGAAAAUAUAGUAUGGCAAUGAAAAAUGUUCAACAAGCAGUUGAAAUAGCUCAAGAAAAAUUACCUUCAACUCAUCCUCAUCUUUUGGAAUAUAAGGAAACAUUUGAAAAAAUUCGAAAGAAAAUGUAA
Rotaria sordida is the source of this 1227-nucleotide messenger RNA. The record is from the annotation of a GenBank genome assembly. NCBI's taxonomy places the organism in Eukaryota, Metazoa, Rotifera, Eurotatoria, Philodinida, Philodinidae.